This is a messenger RNA of Brachypodium distachyon (stiff brome), 1297 nucleotides long. Its product is annotated as cytochrome b561 domain-containing protein At4g18260. Gene Ontology annotation, molecular function: transmembrane monodehydroascorbate reductase activity. The record is from RefSeq and is a predicted model, not a curated record. The coding region runs from base 235 to 999 and encodes 254 amino acids. NCBI's taxonomy places the organism in Eukaryota, Viridiplantae, Streptophyta, Magnoliopsida, Poales, Poaceae. The transcript is spliced from 4 exons.
ACAAAAGCUCGGCCGAAAUGCGCUCAAAAGCCUCUUUCUCCCCUCUCAUUUCGAUCAGGCAUAAUAUAUUGCAGGGCACCAAGCAAAAGGGAGCCUCAUAUCAAAAUAGAGAGGACCGGAAGGCAUCCAGUUCUGCUGUUCUUUCUGCAGUUCCGCUCAUUCUCAUCGUUCACUGUAAGAAUUUUUUCCUGGUUAGUGCUUCUCCAGUUUAGGAACCACAAUUGAGUAGCACAAAUGCUGGUGUCCGGGAGAAAAGGACUGCUGGUUCUGUUCGCAAGUUUCGUGAUUCUUUCGCUUGUUAUACCGCCAUCCCAUGGCUCGUCAAAUUCCAAGGAGGAACUCGAUCAGAGCCGAAACAAGACUGCGCAUCCUUUGGAGCUGAUGCCCAAAAAGUCAUUUCAGCUCAAGCUGCACGCACUGUUCCACUGGUCUUCUUUUGGUUUCUUGAUGCCCGUAGGGAUACUGCUGGUCAGGAUGUCAAGCAAAUCGAAAAGCGGCAGAUGCAUCAGAGUCCUCUUCUACUGCCAUGUCAUUUCUCAGAUCGCAGCAGUACUUCUUGCUACCGGCGGUGUGGCUCUAUCCGUGAUGAACUUUGAGAACUCCUUCAGUAACAGUCACCAAAGAGUAGGAUUGGCACUGUAUGGAUUCAUGUGGCUUCAGCCCCUCAUUGGUUUCUUCAGACCAGAAAGAGGUGUCAAGGCAAGGAGUCUGUGGUACUUCUCCCAUUGGCUUCUAGGCGUGACCGUUUGUGCCACGGGCAUCGCAAACGUCUACACUGGCCUCCGUACGUACCAUGAAAGAACCACCAAGAGCGUGAGCCUGUGGACCGGUCUCCUCACUGUUGAGGUCUCCAUCCUAGCUUUUCUCUACCUCUUGAUAGAUAGAUGGAGCUACAUGAUGAAACAAGGACACCUCCCGGUUGAGCAGCUAAGACCUACCGAUAAUCACAGGACCUAUCCGACCACUCUUCGGAAGGAAUUGGGCAUGGUGCAAGAGUGAAGUCCCCAAAUAAAUAAAAAAGACUGCGGGAAGAUUGGUGUUGUGAAAUCUGUAAAGGGGGAGAUGGCAACGCUGCUAAAUUGUUUCGUAACUUGUUUGGUUUGAGAGGCAUGCCUUAAAGAAGAUUGUACAGUUUUUAAACUUCUGUUGAGAUUGCAGAGGAUUGGAGCCUCUGGUGUUGUAUGUUGUGGGAUGGAUUUUAGAUCUUACAAGACACCAUUUUGGACUGCUUGAGUGCAGACAGAUGCAGAUACAUUUCUUCAGAGAAGAAAAAUGAUUGGAAGAUUCAGAAUUGUGA